AUGACACUUGAUCAGUACGAAACAUCAGGAGGAGAGUUUGGCAAUAGUAGUAUUAACGCUUUCGGCGUAAACACAUCGUUUUACCAUUCGGAGUUGUAUGGAGAGAUGUUCAAGCUUUAUGGGAAGAAAACUAACACUGCUUGCCGAAAUGCGCUAUUCCUGCUCAUUCAGGUCCAUUCCAGUCCGGAAAAUUUUAUGAGCAGAAAGGCAAUCAGAUUGUCGUGGGGAAAUAUGAAGAAUUUUAUCGGCAAAGGGCAACAAAGUAUCAGCUCAUUGAGGUCUUGGAAAACAGUAUUUCUUAUUGGUCAGAGCUCUGACCCCAGAUUGAACGACCUCGUUCUCCAAGAAGCUAACAUCUACAAAGAUAUUAUGAUUGGGUCUUUUAAAGAUACAUAUCGUAAUCUUAACAUGAAGAUGAUCUUUAGCUUGAAGUGGCCGCUGGAGCAAAAGUGUCGCGUCUCCUAUAUUCUUAAGACAGACGAGGAUUGUUACGUGAACAUUUGGAAUCUUCUUCAUUGGCUAAGGAGCUAUCAUGAAGCCAACGGGUGGCGCCCUCUAUACGCCGGUCGAGUUCAAACAGAGAUGCCAGUUGUACGGGAUACCAAAAGUCGCUACUACGUCUCGGAGGAAGAUCACCCCGCGGAUAUUUAUAAACCGUAUGCUUCCGGAGGAGGAUAUGUGAUAAGUGCAAGUUUACUUCCGGCACUUGUCAAUGUUUCACGAACAUCACCGAUCUUUGCAAAUGAAGAUGCACUACUCGGUUCGCUGAUGUACCGGAUCGGAAUACAAUGGACCGACAACCAGAAAUUUUUACCACUCAUAUUUUGUUCUCAUUUGAACAAGUACCGUUUUCGAGACAUGCACAUGUGCGGUUUAUCGAGACAGAUCAUUUUGCAUGGCAUAAGAGGCAGGCUGCAACUAGAAAUGCAUUUUAAUAGCGCCUUGUAUAAUCACUUUCCAUCGUUGUGUUCCUCGCAUAUGAACUACGAAGACAUGCGGGACGUGUGCGAAUGAUUAAGUGAAAAUUUUGAGCUACGUUAUUGUGUCAGUGCUGGUGUGGACUUACUUGUCACC
Molecule: messenger RNA, 1074 nt
Organism: Pocillopora verrucosa
Lineage: Eukaryota; Metazoa; Cnidaria; Anthozoa; Scleractinia; Pocilloporidae
Product: beta-1,3-galactosyltransferase 1-like
Cellular component (GO): Golgi membrane
Molecular function (GO): hexosyltransferase activity
Source: RefSeq, a predicted model, not a curated record